Messenger RNA from Schizosaccharomyces japonicus yFS275, 1761 nucleotides. Its product is annotated as WD40/YVTN repeat-like protein. The coding region runs from base 265 to 1584 and encodes 439 amino acids. The record is from RefSeq and is a predicted model, not a curated record. NCBI's taxonomy places the organism in Eukaryota, Fungi, Ascomycota, Schizosaccharomycetes, Schizosaccharomycetales, Schizosaccharomycetaceae. The transcript has 2 exons.
UUCAUACAGAGUCAAUCAAAUCUAGCAAUUCAUUUCUCGCACGUUCCAUUCCUGUGGUAGCUUGUCGUCUACUAUUACUACUUCCUUAACUCGUUCUUGUGAGACAAGGUUCGUAGUAGUAGCAAGCAGUUACUCGGGAGACAGCCCUUCUAUAUCCAGCAACUCAAUGAUUAGACGAAAACCACGUCUAUAGCAUCGGCUGACUACAAUACUACUAACUGUCUUACUAAUAAACACGAAAGCCGUCGGUUGCGCCGUCUUCCAAUGUCUGAAAUCUCAGAAGACGACCAUUCAUCCUUUGAACAAUACUCUGAAUUAAAGUACUGUGAAACAGUUCAGGAUUACUUUGCUGACUUUAUUUAUUCGGAUUUAUUUGAGGGAAACGAUGCUUGCCUAGAAAAAAACGUACUCGACUAUCCAACAUCUUCUAAUUUUUGGCUACCAAGCAACAAAAGUGAUUGUGUGGAGGGCCCUUUAAACGGAAUUACAGACUCACAAGGAAUACCGUGGGGCUCAAUUGCCCUGGGUGAGCGAUUUGCAUUUCGAGAAUAUCGAUUAAGCAAUUAUGUGACGACUUGCAAUUCCACAGAAUGGUAUCCGUCACUGUUUCCUGUACAAAGCACAGACAGCUUACCCAGUGAGCUGUACGAGUUUUCUCGGUUCGAUAGACGAAUCAACUGCUUUCGGGUACACUUUCAACUCAGUUACAAUCUUGCGGCAAUUUCUAAGAAAGUACUUUAUUCCGUUGAAAACGGAAUCUCCAUAUAUGAUUUUCACUCACAGACGCACAAGUUACUUGUUGACUUGAAUCCGUUUCUUAUACAAGAUAAUUACGCUUGCUGUCUUGCAGCUUCAGACACCUUGGGAGCAUGUGGCACGCUCCAAGGAGGUCUUUUAUUCUCGUUCAACACUGAGAAUGGUACACAGGAACAUGUUUCUCUGGGAGAAACCUCUGUAAACCAUGUCUCGCUUUUAUGUGAUUCGUCUUCCAGCCGAAUUUUGGCCAGUACAAAUGACCAAACAAUAAAGCUUUUCGACCCUUGCGAAAGCUUACGGUGUAUUCAAACUCUAAACCUCCCAUGGGCUGUUAACUGUGCAAACAUAAAUCCAUCCGGGAAGCUAAUACUAGCAUGCGGCGACAGUCCAUAUGCUCAAUUGCAUGACCCGCGAUCGAGGAAACGAGUUGCACGAUUAAGUCACAUGGAUUACUCUGUGUGCUGUGCGUGGCAUCCAAAUGGGAACCAUUUUGCUACAAGCAGCCAAGACACUUCUACUCGGAUAUGGGAUGCUCGAAAAUUGGGUAACCCUGUCCAAGUACUCAGCAGCAAAAUGAGUGCUGUGCACAAUCUUCAGUUCAGUGGGGAUGGCCGCAUACUUGCUGCUGCAGAGAAGGCAGAUUUUGUACAGCUUUUUAAAACUCGAGAUUAUAGUACUGCUCAAACCUUGGAUUUUUUUGGUGAAAUUUCCGGUAUAAGCUUUUCUCCAGAUGACGAUGCCUUCUACAUAGGCAUUGAUGAUCCUGUUGUUGGAGGUUUACUAGAAUAUAGGGUUACUUUGCCUUCUAUUGGCAAUCUUAUUUUGUAACUUUCGAGUUUUACUCAGUUACUAUUUAAAGAAAUAUUAUGUUAUUCCAGUGUUGUUGUUUCAGUAAACUUAUAAACUAUCCAUAAUCCAUUAUUAGACAUUGACCGGUGGUUUGCACGGGCCAACCUUGAAACAGUGAUACUUCAUUAAAGGAUAGCGCUAUAAGCUCAACCCGAU